Molecule: messenger RNA, 1164 nt
Organism: Sinocyclocheilus grahami
Lineage: Eukaryota; Metazoa; Chordata; Actinopteri; Cypriniformes; Cyprinidae
Product: calcium signal-modulating cyclophilin ligand-like
Exons: 4
Coding region: 92-796 (234 amino acids)
Biological process (GO): tail-anchored membrane protein insertion into ER membrane
Cellular component (GO): GET complex
Source: RefSeq, a predicted model, not a curated record
GAGGCUCCGCCCCAUCAGUAAUAACAGAUUGACACAGAGAGAGCGCAGCUGCCGACAGAUAUUCUGAUAUUCUUCUUCAGUGAUCGGAGUAAUGGAGGCAGAGAGCGCGGCGCAGAGACGCGCGGAGGUCCGCAGGAGGAAGCUACUGCUGAACUCCGAGCAGCGCAUGAAGAAGAUCGUGGGCUUCAGCCAGAGUGAGCCGGACAGCGCAGCCAGAGUCCUGGAGCCGCGGCUGCAGCUGGAUCUGGACGGGAUGGAGGCCUGCUCCUCGAAGAGGCUGUCUCCGCUGCUGUCGGAGUCUCUGGGGAGCAUCUCGGAUGAAGCGGCGGCAGAUGAGCGCUCGGCGUCUCCUCGCAGGGGUCUGCAGAAGUACCUGUCCCGCUUCGACGACGCCAUGAAGCUGCGAGGACAGCUGUCCGCUGAGAAGCCGGCUCAGGACAGCGGCGGCGAGGAGGAGCUGGACUCGUUCUGUGUCUUCCGGCUCGUCUGCAGCGUCGCUCUGGCUGUCUUCGUGCGCAUCUUCGUCUGCCAGUAUCUGUCCAUCUUCGCACCGUUCCUCACUCUGGAGCUGGGCUUCAUGGGAUUGCACAAAUACUUCCCAAAGGUGGAGAAGAAGAGCCAGACGACGAUGCUGACGGCUGCGCUCCUGCUGUCGGGGAUCCCUGCUGAAGUCAUCAGCCGCUCCAUGGACACCUACAGGAAGAUGAGCGACGUCUUCUCCGACCUCUGCGUCUACUUCUUCAGCUUCAUCACGUGUCACGAGCUGCUGCUGCUCUUCGGCUGCGACGCGUCCUGAGGAUCCAACGCUGCUUCUUCUGUUACCUAUCAGGCCAUGAGACUGCGCAGCUCCUGCAUCUCAGCCGACAUACUGUUCCUCAUUUAAACGUCCUCCUCCAGUCUUAUUUCAUGUAGUGUUCAUCAGUUAUCAUGUUCAUGUUGACCGCUGUGAAACUAGUGAAGGUCUGAGCAGAGAACCCUGAUGCUCUAAUAUCAGGCGAAACUCAUGUCUGCAUCGUAUUUCACGCCAAAAUACAAAGAAAACCAAACCUGUUUUUUGGACCAUUAAAGAAUAAUUCAGCUGAAAGUGUACAUUAGCUGAAAACGUGUUCACCGUCAGACCAUUCAAGAUUAGGAUGAGUUUGUUUCUUCAUCAGGUUUGUAGAA